Molecule: messenger RNA, 437 nt
Organism: Micropterus salmoides (largemouth bass)
Lineage: Eukaryota; Metazoa; Chordata; Actinopteri; Centrarchiformes; Centrarchidae
Product: ADP-ribosylation factor-like protein 2-binding protein
Biological process (GO): maintenance of protein location in nucleus; positive regulation of tyrosine phosphorylation of STAT protein
Cellular component (GO): mitochondrial intermembrane space
Source: RefSeq, a predicted model, not a curated record
GAUUUUGUUGUACCGGACGGGACGUACAGGCGCGCACACACGUUCGCCGUUUCCAAGGCAACAACAUCCACGUUAAGGAUUUAUUUUAACAACAUGGACAUAAAGGGACGAAAUGUCCUGAGCUGUGGAGAAAAUAUCGUAGACAUGGUUGACAUGGAAGAAGAAAACUUUGCUAUUUCCAGUUCCUCGGCUGCAGACGCUGCUUUUGAUGCUGUUAUUGGCUGCAUAGAGGACAUCAUCAUGGAGGAGGAGUUCCAGCAGCUUCAGAAGAGCUUCUUGGACAAACACUACCUGGAGUUUGAUGACUCUGACGAGAACAAGCUCAGCUACACACCCAUCUUUAAUGCAUAUGUUGACCUGCUGGAGAAACACCUGGAGCAGCAGCUGAUGGAGAAGAUCCCCGGCUUUACCAUGAAUGCUUUCACAGAGCUGCUCGU